CACCUACCGACCCCCUACCCACCACCAGGAGCGCCGCACGCUCCUCCAACACACCUCCUGUCAUGUCGGCUCCUCAACCGAACGAUGCCGAAAAGAACAUCGAAAUCUGGAAGGUGAAGAAGCUGAUCAAGCGCCUCGAAGCCGCUCGUGGCAAUGGAACCUCCAUGAUCAGCUUGAUCAUUCCGCCCAAGGAUCAGGUCUCGCGCGCCGCCAAGAUGUUGGCAGAAGAGUUUGGAACUGCUAGCAACAUCAAAUCGCGUGUCAACCGAUUGUCCGUUCUCUCCGCCAUCACCUCGACACAGCAGCGUCUCAAGUUGUACUCCAAGGUGCCUCCAAAUGGCCUGGUCGUCUACUGUGGUGAAAUAAUCACCAGCGAAGGCAAGGAGCGGAAGAUCAACAUUGAUUUCGAGCCAUUCAAGCCAAUCAACACCUCCCUCUACCUUUGUGACAACAAGUUCCACACCGAGGCCCUGAGUGAGCUGCUCGAGUCGGAUCAGAAGUUCGGCUUCAUCAUCAUGGAUGGAAACGGUGCCUUGUUCGGUACACUGUCUGGAAAUACCCGCGACGUGGUGCACAAGUUUGGUGUCGACUUGCCGAAGAAGCAUGGACGUGGUGGACAAUCUGCGCUGCGUUUCGCUCGUCUGCGUGAGGAGAAGCGUCACAACUAUGUCCGCAAGGUCGCCGAAAUGGCCGUGCAGGUUUUCAUCACCGCCGACAAGGUCAACGUGUCGGGUAUCAUCCUCGCGGGUUCCGCCGAUUUCAAGAACGAUCUCAACCAGUCAGAUCUUUUCGACAACCGUCUCCAGACCAAGGUCAUCAAGGUCGUCGAUGUCAGCUACGGAGGCGAGAACGGCUUCAACCAGGCUAUCGAAUUGUCCGGCGAGACCCUUUCCAACGUCAAGUUCAUUCAAGAGAAGAAGUUGAUCAACAAAUACUUUGACGAGAUCAGUCAAGACAGUGGAAAGGUCUGCUAUGGCAUCAGUGAUACUCUCAAGGCCAUGGAAGCCGGUGCUGCCGAGACUUUGAUCGUCUUUGAGAACCUGGAAAUGACACGCUGGCAAUUGAAGGGCAGCGAGGGCGGAGAAGUCAUUCUUCACACUACCAAGCAACAAGAGCAGGACCGUACCUUGUUCAUGGACAAAGAGACUGGCCAGGAGAUGGAAGUCAUCGAUCAGAUGCCAUUCCUGGAGUGGCUGGCUGAAAGGUUCCGCGACUUUGGUGCUACGCUCGAGUUUGUCUCCGACCGAUCUUCGGAGGGUAACCAGUUCGUGCGAGGAUUUGGUGGUAUUGGCGCCAUUCUGCGCUACGCGCUCAACUUUGAGCAACUUAAUGUGGAUGAUGAUGAGGAUGAGUUCUACGAUGAUUGACAAAUAG
Zymoseptoria tritici IPO323 is the source of this 1374-nucleotide messenger RNA. Its product is annotated as eukaryotic peptide chain release factor subunit 1. Gene Ontology annotation, cellular component: translation release factor complex; cytosol. The record is from RefSeq and is a predicted model, not a curated record. NCBI's taxonomy places the organism in Eukaryota, Fungi, Ascomycota, Dothideomycetes, Mycosphaerellales, Mycosphaerellaceae. Bases 63 to 1367 code for a protein of 434 amino acids. Gene Ontology annotation, molecular function: sequence-specific mRNA binding; translation release factor activity, codon specific. Gene Ontology annotation, biological process: cytoplasmic translational termination. The transcript is spliced from 2 exons.